Messenger RNA from Pseudovirgaria hyperparasitica, 1563 nucleotides. RefSeq names its product kinase-like protein. The transcript has a single exon. Gene Ontology annotation, cellular component: nucleus. Bases 143 to 1558 code for a protein of 471 amino acids. The record is from RefSeq and is a predicted model, not a curated record. NCBI's taxonomy places the organism in Eukaryota, Fungi, Ascomycota, Dothideomycetes, Acrospermales, Acrospermaceae. Gene Ontology annotation, biological process: protein phosphorylation; regulation of mitotic cell cycle. Gene Ontology annotation, molecular function: ATP binding; cyclin-dependent protein serine/threonine kinase activity.
CGUGCUUGAGCUUCCCCCUCGAGCUCUGACGUCGACUAGCGCACUCCACUAGAAACAUCAUCCACCUCCAGGGCUUCAAGCUCCCGUGCCGCCAGCCAGCCAGCCAUAACAGAGCUCACAACGCAACUCAAUUGCCACUGCCAUGACGGGAAAGUCGCGAUGGGCGGACAGCCAGGAGGACGCCGUCGCCGAAGAGCAGCGGAGAAAAGAAAAGGAGGCGAAGAAGCGCGCAAAGCUAGCACAACAGAAGCUCGCAGAGGAACGUCGCAAACAACAUGAACAACAAGAACAACAACAAGGAGGGGUUCGUGACGACCUCGAGAACCGGCCCGCGAAACGGCAAAGACUCUCACCGGCUCAGAAUACCGACACGGCUCAGAAGACCGACAAAGCUGCUGAAGCGCCAACAAAGCUCCUCAAAUUCCAUGCGCCGUCUUUGGGCCCUUGCAGACACGUCGACAACUUCGAACGGCUGAAUCACAUCGAGGAGGGCUCGUAUGGCUGGGUUUCAAGAGCAAGGGAGAUUGCGACAGGAGAGGUGGUGGCGCUCAAGAAGCUCAAAAUGGACAAUCUGAAUGACGGUUUCCCAGUGACCGCACUGCGAGAGAUACAGACCCUCAAAGCCUCAAAACACCCCAACAUUGUCGAUCUGCGCGAAGUCGUUGUAGGCGACGGAGACGACUUCAGUGAUGUAUUCCUGGUAAUGGACUUUCUGGAGCACGAUCUCAGGACGCUGCAAGAAGACAUGGCCGAGCCCUUCCUACCGUCUGAAACAAAGACACUCCUCCUCCAGCUCGCGUCCGCCAUGGAAUUCCUCCACGACCACUGGAUCAUCCAUCGCGACCUCAAGACCUCAAACAUCCUCAUGAACAACCGCGGCGAGAUCAAGAUCGCCGACUUCGGCAUGGCACGCUACUUCAGCGACCCCCCGCCUCCAAACCUCACCCAGCUCGUCGUCACCCUCUGGUACCGCGCCCCAGAGCUCCUCCUCGGCGCCUCCACCUACGACACCGCAAUCGACAUGUGGUCCGUCGGCUGCAUCUUCGGCGAACUCCUCACCAAAGACCCGCUCCUCCAGGGCAAGAACGAAGUCGACCAGCUCGCCAAGAUCUUCGCCCUCGCCGGCAUCCCCAACGACGACUCCUGGCCCGGCUUCCGCCGCCUCCCCAACGCCAGAGCCCUCCGUCUGCCGCGCCUCCCCAACCCGCCCAAAUCCUCCGCCCUCAUCCGCUCCAAAUUCCCCAUCCUGACCAACGCAGGCAGCGCCCUGCUCGCCGCCCUGCUCUCCCUCAACCCAGCCUCCCGGCCGACCGCGACGGAGAUGCUCGCCCAUCCCUACUUCCGCGAACAGCCUAAGCCCAAGUCAAAGGCCAUGUUCCCCACCUUUCCCAGCAAGGCGGGCCAGGAAAAGCGUCGUCGUAGGGCGACGCCCGAUGCGCCGAAGCGGGGUGAGAAGGGCGCGUUUGCGAAGGGCAGGGACGCCGUCGACCUUACUGGCUUGUUUUCCGGGCGGGAUGCGGAGGCGGCGGGGGCGGGGUUCAGGUUGAAGAUGGUGUGAGGGGG